This is a messenger RNA of Lachancea dasiensis, 1614 nucleotides long. Lineage: Eukaryota; Fungi; Ascomycota; Saccharomycetes; Saccharomycetales; Saccharomycetaceae. The record is from the annotation of a GenBank genome assembly.
AUGGACAAGUUCGAUCGCACCAAGUUUGGGUCCAAGAAGCAAAAUGGCUUCAGCAACAAGACUAAAGAUAAAAAACUGAAGGCGGGUCUCAAGAGGAUCGACGAACAAUACAAAGAUGCAGUUUCUUCGGCAGCAGCGACCGAGUAUUUGUUGCCGGAAUCUGCAGGUUUCUUGGAGGCAGAAAACGAACUGGAGAAAACAUUUCGAGUUAAACAGGAUGAAAUCCGCAGCGCCGUGGACGUCAGUACGGCCAACAAAGCUUUAGACCUGAAACUUCGAGAUUUUGGACCUUAUUCCAUCAACUACUCCCGUAACGGGACCCACUUGCUGAUUUGCGGUCGCAAGGGCCAUGUGGCAUCUAUGGACUGGCGCAAGGGCCAACUGCGCGCAGAGCUAAAUCUCAACGAAACAUGUCAGGCUGCCACCUAUCUACAGAAUGAGCAGUACUUUGCAGUGGCCCAAAAGAAAUACACUUUCAUUUACGAUCACGAAGGCGUGGAAUUACAUCGCCUCAAACAGCACAUUGAGGUUAAGCAUAUGCAAUUUUUGCCCUACCACUAUCUGCUCGCCACUGCUGGGCAGACAGGGUGGCUUAAAUAUCAGGACGUCAGUACCGGUCAGCUGCAAGCAGAGAUUCGGACAAAACUGGGACCCACGUCUGCUAUGGCCCAGAAUCCAUGGAAUGCGGUGAUCCAUUUAGGACAUAGUAAUGGUACCGUUACGCUUUGGGCACCUAACAUGCCAACCCCAUUGGCAAGGUUGCUAUCAGCCCGUGGUCCAAUCACAAGUGUAGCGGUAGACAGACAAGGUCGCUACAUGGUUACCACCGGAGCCGACAAAUCCAUGAAGAUCUGGGAUAUUAGAAAUUUCCGCGAAUUACAUACGGUCGAAAACCUACCUACUCCUGGUUCAAAUGUGGAAAUUUCGGAUUCUGGUUUACUGGCUCUUUCUAGAGGCCCCCACGUCACUCUUUGGAAGGACGCAUUUAAGUCCAAUAAAUCAUCGAGGCCAUAUUUCGGCUCCAGUGGCUUUAAAGAUCGUAAUACACCUUAUAUGUCCAGCAUGUUUCCUGGGAGUAAGGUAACUAACACGCAGUUCGUACCAUUCGAAGAUUUACUUGGGGUUGGUCACCAGGAUGGUGUACGCAAUCUGAUAAUACCCGGUGCUGGUGAAGCAAAUUACGAUGCUUUGGAGAUUAAUCCAUUCGAGACGGCCAAACAGAGGCAAGAACAAGAAGUCAGGACGUUGUUGAACAAGCUACCUGCAGACUCUAUUGCUUUGGAUCCAAAUGUUAUCGGUACUGUGGAUAAGAGAGCCACAACCACUAGAUUAAACGCCAAGGAACUGGCUGAGCUUACCAAUGAGAAGGCUAAUGAGGCGAAGAACAACAAAGAUGUUCCUCAAGUGAUGCCAACUGUAAAAGGCAAAAAUUCUGGUCUACGAUCGUUUUUGCGCAAAAAGACUGAAAAUGUUAUCGAUGAGAGGAAAUUGAGAGUAAAUGCACAAUUAGAGAAAGAAAAGGCCGCACGUCAACGCAACGAACUGAUCAGAAAGGGUGAAAUCAAGGAGGGACAGAAGGAUUUGGUGAGUGAAGCCUUGAACAGAUUUGGCUGA